UUCAAUUACAUACUCAAUUUCCAGGUCAAAUAUUUUUUAUUCAAACUGAGUCUUAUACUUUUAAAAUUUCAAAUUUUCAUCAUGUGUCUGAUUAUCAUGUAUAGUGAUAUUGAAGAUAUUCAUAAACAUUCAUUUGAUAGGCUUUUCAAGUGAUUGAAUAAUUAUACAAUAGUAAUAAAUUGUUGUUUUAUUGCUACUAACUGUUCAAAUAAAUUUAUAAUAAUUAUUGUUAUCUUAUCUUGAAUAUUAUCUUAUAUAAAAAAUAGAUUUUAAAUUUUAAAUGAAAAGAGAUAUCAAUUAAUUUUUUUCAUCAACAAUUUUCAAUAAUCCAUGGAUCUAGUCAUGAAAUAUAAUUGUCCACAAAUAAAUUGAUCAUUUCUUACUUUUGCAUAGAUAUCAAUUUUUCUGUUAUAUCGUAAUGUAGAUUUAGAAACACAUAUCAAAAAGUAUCAAAUUGUAAAUUUUUCUAGAGCUUGGAGCUUUUGGAAUGUGUUUAAUGCAAUUUUUUUAUGUACAGUAGGCCUAUGGAGCAGCUGAUAAAAUCUCAUCAAGAUGAAACUCCACUUUUCCAUAUUGGUCUGGUCAAUACAGACAUGAAAAAAGGGGAUGUGCUUGCAAUAGAGCGCCGGAAAAUUCAACCCCUAAAGCCGAGAAGGGAGACUGAAGGAUGCCGGGAGGAGAGGCCUGCUGUUGCUGCUGAACUACAAAUGCGCGCUAAUAUAGUGAUUGAACACCGCACCAGUGGACAGAAUCGAGUUGGAAAAUUAAAAACAUUCCACUUGUGACUUGGCAACAGGGCAGCUUGGCAACAGUGCACGUCUUGGCAAGCAUCCAAGCAUGCGAUGAUUGUACGCGAAAGACCACUAACACGCCUGAGUAUGUGUUAGUGCUAAGGUGGUGGGAGUGUGUCAACUGUCUGCGCCUGUAUCAUAAUAUUAUGUGAUCAAAUUCUGAACACAAGCGCGCUCUAUCGAGAAUCUUGAUAAUCUAGCCGUCAUAAUUCUGUGUAUGCUUAUUCCGUGCUACCGCCUACCAGAACGAGGAGAACACUCUUACAGUCCACUGUGAACCCGCCAUACCCAAACGAGGCGCUUUCAAAGGUAACAAUUUUAUUUUCUGAGCUACUAAGUCACGUGUUUAGAAGCCCACCACAUUGGCUCUAACACGAAACCUGGUCACUCCACUGCCGAAUAUUGGAGGAAAAGCGACCUACGGACAGUGAAAACGCUCAUUUCAAUUUAUUCUGAGAUUUUCUUUGUGAGUUUUCUUGGAAAAUCGUAAAUUUUCGAUUUGGACGCGUUCGACCACCAUCUUGUAUCGAAAUCUGAAAACAUCGAUUAGUGACUUAUGAUAUCGACUAUCAAACUGUUAACUAUCAAACUUUUACACCCGGUUUGAUAUAACCUGGAAAGUUUUGUUUUGGUUUUGAACUUCAGUGCCUAACAGUCAGCUACAAACUUUUACCGCUUACUGUGUGUUUUCUUACCGCUAAACGUAGUGAAUUACCGCCUAUCUUUUAUUAAUUGUAAAAAUUGAACUACGAACUAUUGAUUUUGAACAUUGAUCUUGAACUAUUUCUUGUUAAAUAUGAACUUUUUCAGCCAUUAACUUAAACUUUUCUGACCGCUAAUCUGAACUUUUUCGAUUGUAAAUUUCAAUCUGGUAGCCUAUUUUUCUAUUUCUGUAUGAUUAUUCAUAACAACCAUGGUGUCGAAUUUUCCAUUAUUGAAUAAGCUAAGAAGGUCUCACCAAGGUUCUCUAGCUGAUAAGUACAAUGAACAAGUACCUAUGACUUGUAGUGAAUUUUAUUUUGGUCUGGAUAGAAAAUUUGAUAAAUUAAUGAGUGAAUAUGAGGAAAUGGAUGAAGAGUCACUAUCUGAGGAAGUAAUCUUGGAGUUUGCUGAACUGCAAAUCCAAUUCCAAACCAGAAUUGAUAGUAUCAAGCUUGUUGAUACCGUUCCUAAACCUGCUGUUACCACUAAUGAACUGUCAAUUAAUAAUUUUGUGAAACCUCAGUUGCAGAUACCUACAUUUUCAGGCGAACCUCAUGAAUGGAAUGCUUUCAAAAAUGUUUUCGAUGCUGCUGUUCACACCAGUAAAGACUAUUCCAGUGAGGCCAAAUACCAUCUUCUAACUUUAUAUUUAAGUGGUGAUGCUUUGACCUUGGUUCAAAAUUACGCCAACACCACUGAAUGCUACAAAGCUGCCAAUGACAGCUUGCACAAACAAUACAACAAUAUCCGGUAUCAAGCAUAUAGUUUAUAUAAUAAAUUCGAUACCUUUGUUCCUUCUACUACUCUGGCUGAAACUUUGAAAAAAUUUUCUAUCGAGCUCAGCUCAGCCAAACGAUCGCCAUUUAACAUGAACCUGAACCAAGCUGAUUUUUUGAUUACCAUGAUGUGUAUUCGCAAAUUACCGCUUUCUGUCUGCACCAAAUUUGAAGAAUCCUUAAAAAUGCUUAAAAAUCCUUAGAAAUGAUCAAGUUCCCACUUUUGACCGUUUAUUGAGUUUUGUGGCUAGUCAAGAAAAGUCUCUGGAAGUGACUGUACUAACCCGCAAAUAUGACCAAGUAAU
This is a messenger RNA of Nilaparvata lugens (brown planthopper), 2574 nucleotides long. RefSeq lists its product as uncharacterized. The transcript has 2 exons. The coding region runs from base 1705 to 2472 and encodes 255 amino acids. The record is from RefSeq and is a predicted model, not a curated record. NCBI's taxonomy places the organism in Eukaryota, Metazoa, Arthropoda, Insecta, Hemiptera, Delphacidae.